CCGGCUCCCUGCGGCGCCCAUGGGGGGCAAGCAGAGCACGGCGGCCCGCUCGCGGGGCGCCUUCCCGGGCGUGUCGACGGACGACAGCGCCGUGCCGCCGCCGGGGGGCCCGCCGCACUUCGCCCAUUACCGCGCGGGCGGCGGCGGCGGCGGCGGCCCGGGCGCCGACUCCACGUACGCCCAUGGCAACGGUUACCAGGAGACGGGAGGCGGUCACCAUAGAGACGGGAUGCUCUACCUGGGCGCCAGGGCCUCGCUGGCCGACGCGCUGCCCCUGCACAUCGCGCCGCGCUGGUUCAGCGCGCACAGCGGUUUCAAGUGCCCCAUUUGCUCUAAAUCCGUGGCUUCUGACGAGAUGGAAAUGCACUUUAUCAUGUGUCUGAGUAAACCUCGCCUCUCCUACAACGAUGACGUGCUGACCAAGGACGCCGGCGAGUGCGUGAUCUGCUUGGAGGAGCUGCUGCAGGGGGAUACGAUAGCCAGGCUGCCCUGCCUCUGCAUUUACCACAAAAGCUGUAUAGAUUCAUGGUUUGAAGUGAACAGAUCUUGCCCAGAGCAUCCUUCUGAUUGACCCCCUGGGCGUGCUUGCUGACUUCUCUCUAAGGGCACCUUGCUAUACCUGCUGUACCUCCUCUCCCUGUCCCACCCGCCCCRUCUGGAGUUUUGGGUUGACUUCAAAUUCCUCAAGAAGAAGAAGAAGAAGAAAAACRAAAAAAACAGAAACUUGAAUCCACUUGGGACAACAGCGAUUUUUUUAUUUUAUUUUAUUCUUUUUAUUUUUCUUUUUUAAUUUAAAGGAUUAAAAAUAUAUAUAUAUAUAACAUCCAGGAGAGACAGUGUCAGAAAAGCUGAGCAACCUGCUCUCCCGUCUGCGCCUGCCGGCACGGGGAGACACCUGCCCACCAGGGAGGCUGUGGGGCCGCCCUUGCCGCCCUCGGCCCAAACCCUGCCAUGAUGUUUGGCUCUUCUUCCCGAAGCGAACGGAAAAGUUGCCAGGGGACAGCCGGCCAAACGGAGCACGCGGUAUUCCUCGCUGGCACCCUCAUCUCCCGCCUGGACUCGCCUGGCACCCCGGGGGCUCUGCUUGGUUUUUUUUUGCACUGACUUAAACGGGGACUUUUCUCCUCUGUCCCGUCUCCCUUUUGGAGAUCUCCGACUCGGACCUGGCAGUGUGAGACAGGGACUCUGCCCCACGCCGGGAGCGGGGCCACUGCUCUUCCCCUGCAGAGGAGCUGAGAGUUGGGCCCUGGGGGGGGUCUGUCUUUCAAGUGUUUACAACAACAACAAAAAAAAAAAAGAGAAAAUCAACAAAAAAAAAGAAGAAAAAAAAAAAAGCUUCGUGUUGACUGGCGUGUUCUUCGAUUUGAGCUUCCCUGCCCCGGUGAUGUUUACAGACUGGUCACUCUUUAACUCAGCUAUAACCACUCAGAGACUGAACAGCCGCAGCCCCCGUCCCGUCGCCGUCGCACUCCUUGUUGCCAAAAAUGCCCCUUCUCCCCCCUUCCCCUUUCCGUCGCCUUUGGAGCUGAGGAAGCUUGGAGGGAGGCGCUGGGAGAAGGCCUCCCGCCAGCCCCUGCUUGCCAGGGUCCCGUCCGGGCACCAGCGGCCUCCCCCCCCAGCCCC
Molecule: messenger RNA, 1623 nt
Organism: Nothoprocta perdicaria
Lineage: Eukaryota; Metazoa; Chordata; Aves; Tinamiformes; Tinamidae
Gene: ZNRF1
Product: zinc and ring finger 1
Exons: 5
Coding region: 20-571 (183 amino acids)
Source: RefSeq, a predicted model, not a curated record